AUGGCGGACGAACAMGUUGAUUUACUACAAAAUAUCGUUUCUAAAUUUCCUGAUGGUAUAGCAUUAGCGUUUGCUUAUGGCUCGGGAGUAUUUAAACAAAAAGGUAACAUUUCACCAGAAAACAUGAUMGAUUUUGUGUUCGUUGUGAACGAUUCACGUGAAUGGCACUCGGAAAACAUAUUUUUUCACCCUUCACAUUACUCUUUCGUUGGRAAUAUYGGAACAAAUGCUGUGGUUACUGUYCAGGAUAACUAUGGUGCAGGUGUUUACUACAAUACUCUAGUCCCAUUUCAAGGWAGAAUGAUAAAAUACGGUGUAAUGAAUGUAGAGAACUUUGAGCGUGACAUGYGUGCRUGGGAAUGGCUGUACAUCAGUGGACGGCUGCACAAACCUGUGCAAAUCAUCCACCGUAAACAAGGAUCCACAAUAAGAACUCUACUAAAAGAAAACCUGGCUAAUGCUGUGGAUGCAGCGCUGUUGUGUUUACCAGAGAAGUUCGACGAAGAGGAUUUAUACAUGWCCAUAUCAUGGCUGUCUUACGCAGGAGAUUUCAGGAUGAUAUUUGGAGAAGAUAAAGGAAAAGUAAAAAAGAUAGUUCAUUCAAACAUGCAAGGAUUUCAAGAKCUUUACCAAAACWUACUUUCUAAAAGAAAUGAYGURGCAGUWUUGCCAGGUGGAUUSCUYCAGCAGGACAACAGUACUUAUAAUACAUAUUCAAUCUUGCAACGUUUGCCAAGCACAUUAUUGAGAAGAGUUAUCAAAUAUGCCACAAAUGAAAUCAGUGGUUCAGAUGUUUUGAAUGAGUUAGCAAAAGACAGACUAAAGUGUGGUGCAUUUAUACGUAAGGGUGUGGGAGAUAUUGUAUUGAAAUCCAGCAUAGUACAAAGUUCUAAAGGUAUUCUUACAGCUGGGCUGUCCAAGACACUGAUUUAUAGUUCRUUAAAGGUUCAAAAGAUGCUCCGAGGAAUGGUGAGAUGAAUGUAGCUCAAUGAGGAACAAUARUGUUUGAAUKUCAGUUGAAACWAAUAUUAAUUUGUGGUCUUCUUACUWGAUAACUUUGAUUGCAACUCACUUACGGAAUUGCAAAUUUUGAACAUCAUAAUAAUUUUGUUAGUUAAWUUGUUAUUAAAUGUUUGAAUUUUAAACAAAUUUUUCACUCUAACAGUUGUUAUAUUUGAACCAGAGAACUUUUUGCAAAUUGUGUAUUUUACUAGGCAAGCAAUAUUUGAUAUAAAAUUAUUUUCAAAUAAUGUAGCAGUGCAGUUCUAAAUAAUGGUUGAAUCAGCUAAUCAUCUGUUUUUGAAUUACUGGGUUUUCUUUAGUUYCAGAUACAGAGUAAUAAGAGGAAGCAAGCCAUUAAGCUAGUGUGAGCUGUGUCUUUCUAAUGAAGCAGUUUCAUAAAAAGAUAAAACACU
Molecule: messenger RNA, 1415 nt
Organism: Exaiptasia diaphana
Lineage: Eukaryota; Metazoa; Cnidaria; Anthozoa; Actiniaria; Aiptasiidae
Product: phosphatidate cytidylyltransferase, mitochondrial
Exons: 1
Coding region: 1-978 (325 amino acids)
Biological process (GO): CDP-diacylglycerol biosynthetic process; cardiolipin biosynthetic process
Cellular component (GO): mitochondrion
Molecular function (GO): phosphatidate cytidylyltransferase activity
Source: RefSeq, a predicted model, not a curated record